AUGAGGAAGAAUACGAAGAACGGCAGUGAUAUUCACGUCGUCCACGAUCCUGGACAGGGAUCGACAAUCGACAUAGUUGCCAUUCAUGGCCUCACUGGCCACUGGAAGGAGACUUGGACUCCCAAAGGCACUGGUGCUUCGUACUUCUGGCUCGCAGAAGCUAUCCCAGAGACCUGCCCCGAGGCCCGCGUCAUUUCCUGCGAGAUCCGCAGCCUCGAUCAACACGCUAUCGACAACCUCAUCUUUAAUCUCAUUGACGACCGUGAAACCCAUGGUCGAACCAAAGUGCCGCUUGUGAUCAUCGCCAAGAGUUUCGGUGUCAAUUUCGUCAACCAAGAGUUUGAGGCCUUGGGCGGCUUGGAGUUGCCCAUAGCAUGCUUCUAUGAGACGGAACCUAUCAGCCAAGUAGAUGAAUCUAAGGAUGGUUCGGACGCCUCCUUGAAGAACGUAAUGCGUUCCCUAAGGGGACUGGUCUCCAAGGUACUCGAUCAAGGCCUCAAGAUUCUCUCUAUAGACGGCGGCGGCGUACGGGGGCUUUUCUCCGCCUUGGUGCUUCGGGCUAUCAUGGAGGCCGUCCGAGAUAUUGACACUCCGGAGUUUCCGGAUAUACCCAAGCCAUGUGACUACUUUGAUCUCAUGUGCGGAACGAGUUCUGGCGGGCUUCUUGCAAUAAUGCUUGGUCGUCUACGGAUGGAUGUUGUUGCCUGUAUCAGAGAAUACCGCGCUCUCGCGGGUGAGAUCUUUAAGAACUCGCCAAAUGAUCCUCAAAAGUUCUCGAAAUCCAUCAUACGCAAGCCAUGGUUCCCAGGAGAGACACUGGAGAGCAUAACCAAGGGUCUUGUAACCGACUACUUACCAACAGUAGAGAAGGAACAUCUCAAGAGACAGGGUAUCAAGGUUGAAGAUGCACCCCUACAACCGCACACCCAGACGGGCUGUCCCACUUUCGUGUGUGCUCGUCCGGUUGCCGAAGAUAGAGGCGACAACAAAGAUCCCCGUCCUGACCGCCUUCGGACGUAUUCGUCCCCUUUAAGCGAGCCUAGCUCGGGAUGCAAGAUUUGGGAAGCCGCGCGAGCGACCUCAGCUGCGCCUUUCUACUUCCCACCCAUGAAAAUCAACGGUAUUGACUAUGUCGAUGGCGGUAUGGGAAGUAACAAUCCGAUCAGGGAGGCUGUCAACGAGGCCCAGCAAUUUGGGUCCAUCUCGUGCAUCAUCAGCAUCGGCGCUGGGCGUGGUGAUAAAACAUCGCCUAGAGGCGGCCUUGUUUCCCUGCUUCGGUCCAACUUGAGCGACGUAACGGACACGGAGGGUGAGCACUGCUGGUUCGUGGAGGGCAAUGAUAAGCUGAGGGUUGAGUACUCCCGUCUGCAGGAAGAGACUGACCUAGGCAAAAUCGACCUUGCCGACUGGAAGAAGCUGGAGGUGAUUGACAGUCUUGCCCAAAAGUAUCUCCAGAGUGAUGAGGGGAGGGAACAAAUUUUUGAAGUGCGCAAAGCUACUUUCGAGAAAACAUGGAGAGGGGAGGAUCUCGGAAGCACCCUCGGACGCGGCAUCGUGAACUCCACGGCAAGCUUGAACUCGGCCAACGUGUAG
Molecule: messenger RNA, 1593 nt
Organism: Scedosporium apiospermum
Lineage: Eukaryota; Fungi; Ascomycota; Sordariomycetes; Microascales; Microascaceae
Exons: 4
Coding region: 1-1593 (530 amino acids)
Biological process (GO): arachidonate metabolic process
Cellular component (GO): membrane
Source: RefSeq, a predicted model, not a curated record